This is a messenger RNA of Babesia bigemina, 840 nucleotides long. RefSeq lists its product as hypothetical. NCBI's taxonomy places the organism in Eukaryota, Apicomplexa, Aconoidasida, Piroplasmida, Babesiidae. Bases 1 to 840 code for a protein of 279 amino acids. The transcript has 4 exons. The record is from RefSeq and is a predicted model, not a curated record.
AUGGCAUUGGUCAGCACAUUGGUCACCACGUUGGUCACCACCUUGAUCAGCACUUUGGUCACCACAUUGGUCACCGCUUUGGUCAGCACAUUGGUCAUGGCAUUGGUCAACACGUUGGUCAACACUUUGGUCAGCACUUUGGUCAUGGCAUUGGUCAGCACCUUGGUCAACACGUUGAUCAGCACAUUGGUCAACACGUUGGUCAACACGUUGGUCACCACGUUGGUCAACACCUUGGUCAACACUUUGGGCAGCACAUUGGUCAUGGCAUUGAUACCGCACCCUGUGGAACGGCCGGAUGCGGAAGUAGAUCAUGGCGCAGAUGACGACGAUGAUGAGGGCGAAGGGGACGAUGGCGGAGUGAUCAGCGGAAUUUGGGUUAAGAAUGUUUGCGCCAACAAAUUGCGGAUAUUAGCUGUAGAACGCGAUGCAGAAGGGUAUCUUGCGUACGAGGAAAUCGCGGAUGUUGCGGCCCACCGGGAAGCGGAAGAUGCACAGGUCGAGCAGGAUGAUGGCGACGAUGACAGCAACGACGACGGCGGCGAUGGCGGAGUAGGGAGGGGGGGAACUAGUUACUUUACUGCUCAUAUACCGCACCCUGUGGAACGGCCGGAUGCGGAAGUAGAUCAUGACGCAGACGACAAUGACGAUGAGGGCGACGGGGACGAUGAUGUAAGGGGCGGGGGAGGAGGUGGAGGAAGAGGGGCUGGUGGAAAGCUGCGCAGCGGAGGUGUGCUGAUGAGUGGAGGAGGAGGAACCGGAGGAAGAAGUGGUGGAAGUAGAGGAAACAACUCCACGAUCGGCGAGGUAUAUGGUAGCUUGUUUGCUUCUUCGACAUAA